Molecule: messenger RNA, 2831 nt
Organism: Vitis riparia (riverbank grape)
Lineage: Eukaryota; Viridiplantae; Streptophyta; Magnoliopsida; Vitales; Vitaceae
Product: magnesium/proton exchanger
Exons: 9
Coding region: 587-2212 (541 amino acids)
Biological process (GO): metal ion transport; transmembrane transport
Cellular component (GO): membrane
Source: RefSeq, a predicted model, not a curated record
UGUUAUCAUGUUGAUGAUUAUCUAGACUAUCUGGUGUUGAUAUGAUUUCUGAAGUACCAUGUAUAGAAUUUUUAUCGGUCUCGAGGAAGGACUCAGAUUUAUUUUCUUAGAACGAGCUCGUUUCUGAAAUCAGCUGUUGAGGGUGCUAUCUGUUUUGGCCAAAAAUUGUUUAUGGGUGAGGUGGAAUAGUUUAAGUUGUACGAAAAGUACUUUCUUAAUACUGAUUGAAGAGACAGAAUUGACUUUUCCCAAGCUUCACUGUGAAGUUCCUAUUGUGAUUGACCCCUUUUCACUGGUAAAGCUUGUGAAAGAAGUGAAGAUUUGUCAGUAACAUAUAAGUGUUUCUAUAUUUAAUUAAGCUGCAUUUGUUAAACAAAGUGUGCUCCUCAAAGAAUGUUCCUAGGGUAACUUCAUUUAGUCUUGAUGCAUUAAUUUGAAACUUGGGAAAGUUUUAUCACGUCUUUUUUGCUGGAUUCUGGAUAGUUAUCACUUUAUCCCUGAAGUUAUUUCCUUGAGAAGGGAAUGUAAAUAUUUUGCAAGAAGGUCUGUUGUUUCAUUCUUGAACUGUGAUUUGGGAACACUUAAGAUGGCUUGGGUACAUGAGCAAUUACCAGGGAACAUUCUUGAAGCUUAUAAUAUUUCUGUGCGUGAAAAAUGUGAAAGCUACUUACUUUUUUCUGGUGAAACUUCCCUUGGAGAUGGAUUUCGAACCUUCUUGUAUUUUCUUGGUCUCGCAUAUUGUUUUAUUGGAUUAUCAGCUAUAACUGCCCGUUUUUUCCAGUCUAUGGAGAAUGUUGUUAAGCACACACGGAAAGUGGUGGAGAUAGAUCCCAGAUCAAAUACAGAGAUUAUUAGACAUGAGAGGGUGUGGAACUACACAAUUGCAGACAUCACUCUAUUAGCCUUUGGCACUAGCUUCCCUCAGAUCUCUCUAGCUAUAAUAGAUUCUAUACAAAACCUUGGGAGCCGGUAUGCUGGAGGUUUGGGUCCUGGAACACUUGUUGGUUCUGCUGCAUUCGAUCUAUUUCCCAUCCAUGCUGUUUGUGUUGUAGUUCCAAAAGCUGGGGAAUUAAAAAAGAUCUCUGAUGUAGGAGUUUGGCUUGUAGAGCUCUUUUGGUCCUUUUGGGCUUAUGUCUGGUUAUACAUAAUCUUGGAGGUAUGGACCCCAAAUGUGAUUACAAUUUGGGAGGCGUUGUUGACAGUGCUGCAAUUUGGAUUACUACUGAUACAUGCUUAUGCUCAAGACAAGCAGUGGCCCUACUUAUCUCUUCCUUUGCCAAGAACUGAGAGGCCAGAGGACUGGGUUCCUGAUGAGGCUGCUUCACGCAAACAAGACAAAAUUGCUGGUGAUGAGUGCUCUGAGUUAUUUCAAGUUGGUGAUACUGAAAAUGGGAACAUUGUUGAUAUUUUCUCCAUCCAUUCAGGAGAUGGGUCAGGUCCAGUGUAUCACAGUAUCUCUGGCAGUGAAGUUGCUGAACCCUCCAAUGAACAUUUUCAGAAAAACAUUAUUUUAGAAGAUUCUCAUUUGCUAUCACUCUGGAAGCAGCAAUUUGUGGAUGCUUUUACGUUGGAAAGCUCAGAAUCAAGAAAAUUGGACAACAUCUAUCUAUGGGUAGCUAGAAUUUUCUGGCAGUUGCUGCUUUUGCCUUGGAGAUUUCUGUUUGCUUUUGUGCCUCCUCCUCAUAUUGCUCAUGGAUGGUUUGCCUUCAUUUGCUCUCUAAUUUUCAUCAGUGGGAUAGCCUACAUUGUAACCAAGCUUACAGAUCUAAUAAGCUGUACCUCAGGAAUAAAUUCUUAUGUCAUAGCAUUCACAGCAUUAGCAGCUGGAACUUCAUGGCCAGAUCUAGUGGCUAGCAAGAUUGCUGCUGAACGCCAAACAACAGCAGAUUCUGCCAUUGCAAACAUCAUUUGCAGCAAUUCUGUGAAUAUAUAUAUGGGCAUUGGCAUUCCAUGGCUGAUUGACACAACAUACAAUUUCAUUGCCUACCGGGAGCCAUUAGGGGUUCAAAAUGCAGCAGGGCUUAGCUUCUCUCUGCUUGUUUUCUUCUGUACUUCUAUAUGCUGUAUUGGCGUUUUGGUACUCAGGCGUCUGACAUUGGGUGCCGAGUUGGGAGGGCCGAAGAUUUGGGCCCAUCUCACAUGUGUGUACUUCAUGUCACUUUGGAUUAUUUUUGUUGUGCUCUCCUCCCUCAAAGUUUAUGGCAUCAUAUGAUUGAUUAUGCUUUUUCACCCCCCCUUGGUCAUUUGUUUCCAUGUUGCCCUUUUCUUAUUGGCAUACAACCAAUUGUAUUUCCCUUCAAGUAGCGUAUGGUGGUAGGAGCUUCAUUGUAAAUUGAACUCUACAUAUUGGGCCCAUAAUUGUUAGCAUACCGAGUUUAAUAGACGGUAGAUCGACCCAUAAAAUGAGGUUUAGGAGUUUUAAGCUGGAAUGGCAAGAGGUAUAAAAUGGUUUGGGGCUUUGUCUGAAAGAGUCAAGUACACUGUGGAUGUAAGAUGGAUGAAGAUCUGAACCCUUUGGUGAUUUAUGAUUUCCAGUGAAACUGGAAAAAGAGAUGAACUUGUGCUUGUUCCUGGAAUGGGCCGUGCCAGGUGGAGUUGGAAGUCUUAAUUGUUGCUUUCUUUAUCAACUUUGGCGAGUCUGCUAUUAUUCAUAUGGCCCAUGUACUUUGGGCCUGGUUUCAAAUAAAUUAUUAGAAAUUUUGUAUUUGAAAUUCAAUGUACGUGUGAUAACAUUAAGCCCUCUUUUGCCUCUUAACACUGCUUCUGUAAAUUGAUGAUGUACGUACUACACUCAAUUCCCAUUUCUUAGGAGAGAUGAAUGGCUUUUACUA